Molecule: messenger RNA, 1923 nt
Organism: Penicillium malachiteum
Lineage: Eukaryota; Fungi; Ascomycota; Eurotiomycetes; Eurotiales; Aspergillaceae
Product: flavin-containing monooxygenase
Exons: 3
Coding region: 1-1923 (640 amino acids)
Molecular function (GO): monooxygenase activity; flavin adenine dinucleotide binding
Source: RefSeq, a predicted model, not a curated record
AUGGCACCUUACGUUCAGGAAGUUGAGUCGAUCGGCAUUCAUCCCAUCUCCAAGACCAAAUUGCCGUCUGAGAAUGCGAUCUUCGACCACGACCAUGUCCCAAAGCCCGUUGCAGACGACUUUAUGUACGACUUCAAGUUCAACCACCCUCUACCUACGACCGACAUCUUAGGUGUUGAAAUUCCAGCCGACUGCGAUGCUCAGAAAGAGGCUGAGGGAAUCGUUGCUCGUCUUUCUAAAGCCACCUCAGAGGGGGAUGCUGAAGCUUUCGCUGAGCUCUUCCUGGAUUAUGGUGUUUGGCGUGACAAGCUCGCUUUUACGUGGGAUUUUCGCACUUUCAACUUCCGAGAGGCGAUCUUGAAAGCUGCCACCGAUCUUUUGCCUCAAACCAAGGCUCGGAAUUUCAACUUUCUGAAGCCCGCCCCUUCCGUGUCUCGCCCUUAUCCUGAUUUCUCCCAACUACAAUUCGUGGUCUCCUUCGAGACUGAGAUUGUCCUGGCUUCGGCCGUGAUCAAUGCAGUCCUCACUCAGGAUGGCUGGAAGAUUUACACAAUGCAUACGGUUGCCGAGAACCUCAAGCAGUUCCCAGAGCAGGCUGCACCAGAUGGCCAUAUGACUGGCAUUACUAGCUGGGAGAGUCAGAGAUCUGAGACUAUCAACGCUGUUGAUCCUGAGGUCCUGAUUAUUGGUGGAGGUCAAAAUGGCCUAGCUAUGGCAGCACGCUUGAAAGUCCUUGGUAUGGACAACCUGAUAAUCGAGCGCAGUGACGAGAUUGGAGAUAUCUGGAAGAAGCGUUAUGAAUACCUUUCACUCCACUUUCCACACUGGCCCGAUGCGUUGCCAUACUUCAAAUAUCCUCAACAUUGGCCUACUUACACCCCAGCCCAAAAGCAGGGUCUAUACAUGAAGUGGUACGCCUCCGCUCUGGAGCUCAAUGUCUGGACCAAAUCAGAGGUUGUAAAGGCCGAACAGGAUGCUGAGGGCAAAUGGACAGUCAUCAUUAACAAGGAGGGAAAAGAGACUCGCACGCUUCAUCCUAAGCAAGUCAUCAUGGCUACAUCACUUUGUGGAGUCCCUUCUACACCGACCGUGCCUGGAAUGGCUGACUUCCGCGGCGUGAUCCGUCACUCAAGCGCUCACAAGAGUGCCCGCGACUUUGUCGGAAAAAAAGUCUGUGUUGUCGGCACCUCAUCCUCAGGCUUUGACACUGCUUACGAAUGCGCUCGCCUGGGAAUUGAUGUGACUCUACUCCAGCGAUCGCCAACUUAUGUGAUGUCUUUGACUCAUUCCGUUCCACGCAUGCUUGGAGGCUAUGCGCCUGAUAAGAACGGUAACCUCCCCGAUCUCGAGGCUCAGGAUCGUCUCAAUUUCUCAACUCCUGUUGGACCCGGUGAGGAACUUGCCAAACGCACUGCCAAAGAUCUAGAAGAUCUUGAUAGACCCUUGCUUGAGGCUCUGAAUGCCCGAGGCCUGCGAACAUGGCGCGGUCAGCGUGACACGGGUAACUCUACACUGGGUCAGACUCGAAAUGGUGGGUUCUACUUCGAUGCUGGCGCUUGCGACGAAAUUAUCAAUGGAAAUGUCAAGGUGGAACCCGCUUUUGUUGAGAGGUUUACAAAAGACAAGGUGAUUCUGAACGGCGGUCGUGAGAGAGAGUUUGACUUGGUUGUUUUUGCGACCGGGUUUUCGAGUACUAUCGACUCAAUCCGAGCCACUUUGGGUGAGGAAAUCGCCAGCAAAUGCGGACCUAUUUGGGGAAUUGAUGAGGAAGGCGAGUAUAAGACGGCCUACCGGGAGACGGGUGUGCCAAAUAUGUGGAUUAUGGUUGGCUUCUUGCCGAUGACUCGGUAUGCCUCGAAGUUGUUGGCUUUGCGGCUCAAAGCUCUUAAGGAGGGUAUUUCUCCACCUCCUUACAAAUUUUAG